Messenger RNA from Verticillium alfalfae VaMs.102, 1584 nucleotides. RefSeq lists its product as hypothetical. The record is from RefSeq and is a predicted model, not a curated record. Lineage: Eukaryota; Fungi; Ascomycota; Sordariomycetes; Glomerellales; Plectosphaerellaceae. The transcript is spliced from 2 exons. The coding region runs from base 1 to 1584 and encodes 527 amino acids.
AUGGAAGAAUCACCACUAACAAAGGCGCACGAUCAUGCGAGAGCUGCCGCAAAUGCGUCAACAACUGUUGCCAUCAACGAACAUACUCUUGCUGCAGGCGAGUUCGCCAACGCCGCCCAGUCCACGACAAGCAUCGAAGCUCUGAGGACACUCAAGCUCCUUGAGGAGCACCACCUGCGCCUCUCCGAACUCCUAAAACUCCCCGUGCGCCGUCUUGAGCGAACAGAAUCCGACGAGAAGCAAGCAAACAACGCUACGGAAAUCACCAACGAUGCGACAUCCAAGGGCGAACAGCCAGCAACGGCGCCGCCUGCCAAGACGGGACCUGUCCCUUCUCUUCUACAAUCCAAGCGAUACCAGGCCGCCAGGCCCAUGACGUCUUCAAUCGCCAGCAACCUAGCCUCGGCCAGGGGCAUCAAGGCUCGCGACAGGGGUCAGCCGGUGCCGCCCAGCGUUAGCAAUGAUCAGGCCCCCGGCAACCUUGAGGUGUCGCCACGCAGCGAAAGAUCCAGAUCCAAGAUGCAGAAUGUGCUCGAUCAAUCCGGCAGGCCUGGCUGGGUGCCCCCUACAGCUGGACCAUCGAGAGCGGAGACACAGAGGUCGAAGGAACCGGAGGCUGAGGAGACAGCGGCGGCACCGAGCGAUGAUGGUUAUUCUCGUUUCUACAACACCUUUGGAACUAUCAUGAAUCGCCUUUCCGCUCCCUUGGCUUUCGCUGGACUGCCCCUCAUCGCAGAGGAAUCUACCCUGCAGGAAGUUGCAGAAACCUGGACCCCUGAAGCCUCACCGCCUAUCAAGCGCACAAAGCAUAAGUCGCCAGCACCGGCAGCCGAACCGGAUCUGUCAAAAAUCUAUUCGCGCGCGACCAUGCGCGCCAUGUCUGGCCAAAACCCCAACGAGUCUUUCUACGUGGUCCCUACAAGCGGACACACCAUGUCAUAUGCCAACAUUCUCAACUUUGCCGACAAGGAAAAGCGUCGUAUGGACGCCUCGCUCCACGUCGGAGGCGACAGCGGUCGUUUCGAAGAUGACGAGGACGAUUUCGUGGAUGCUCGAGAUACACCGAUUGCACCCCCCUCGCCCACGAAGCGCCGUGGCCGCGGCACCAUGAGUCACGCCAACGAAGCCCGGUCGUUUGCUUCGGGGUCUCACAAGACGGCGGAGGAGUUGGCCAUGGAGAACAAGAGUCUUAAGGAUGUCCUCGACAAGCUGAGCCGCCGCCUACACGCUUUUGAAGCCAGUGCCCAGAACUCAAGCCUUGCGCUCGCAGAGAGUAUGCGUUUUCGGAGGCCAACUUCGCCACUAGCCACCUCAGCUGGCGGUCCUCCCUCUGGGCCAGGGAUCGAAGAUACGGCGGCUCUAAAGGCGAAGAACAAGGAGCUUGAGGAGCAGAUGGCGUUGACUGUGCAGCGGAUAGAGGCGUUGGAGAAGGAGAACCAGAAAAUGGAGCGCACGCUGGCCAAGUAUCGCGAGAAGUGGGAGAAAUUGAAGGCGGGCGCGAAGGCAAGGCGGGAGGCGCAAGGAAGCGUAGAAAAUGCCGCUGCUGAGGAGGACCCCGGCGCCAGCGAGUCUAGGGGCGGCUGA